UACAGGCCAUGCGGAUUGAGUUCAGUUCUUCACACACCUUCGAAGACGGCGCGACACACAUACCUACGCCUCCGCUCGUUUUGGUGCGAAAUUUUGUGAAAGUUUCGGUGUGAACUCGUGAAAAAGCCCUUCCCGAACCUGCAGUCGCCGCGUUGUGCGUGAAAGAGUUCGAAUUCAGUGUGACGCUUGCACAGUACGCACAAUACAAUGACGGAUAUCGCUAAUCUACAGCAACAGGAUAGCAGCAGCUACAGUGGCGGCGGCGACGGCGACGGUGAUCUGGCCGGCGGCAGCAGCAGCAUGACGACAUUCGACCAGAAUCAGGGCGGCGGUGGCCCGGUGCCGGAAGACGACGGCAACCAACCGCACUACGUACGGCUGCGAGGCCUCCCGUGGAGCAUCACCGAGGAUGAGAUCCGCAGCUUUCUGCACGGCGUCAACAUACUGCACGUGCACAUCUGCUUUCACCCGCAGACCAAGCGGCAAACCGGCGAGGCGUACAUUCGCGUGCCGACCCAGGCGGACCGCAACAAAGCGUUCUCGCGCAACAAGCAAACGAUCGGCCACCGGUACAUCGAGUUCUUCAACGCCACCGAGGAGCAGUUUGAGAUGGCGCUGCAGGAGAUGGACGAGGGCGAGAGCGGUGGUCCGGUGGUGAAGAUGCGCGGUCUACCCUGGACCAGCACCAAGGACGAUGUGAAGGCAUUCUUCCAGGGCUUGACGAUUAAGAAUGGAUAUAAUGGGAUACUUUUGCUACUGGACAACCUGGGACGGGCAUCUGGGGAGGCGAUUGUAGAGUUUGCAACCGAGGCCGAUGCUGAAACGGCCAUGGGCAAGCACAAAGAGAAGAUUGGGAACAGAUACAUCGAGCUGUUCCGCAGCAACACCGGCGAGAUGAGGCGCGCGGAAAAGCGCAUGCGACGCAUGGCUCCGUAUGCACGGAACGAUCGCAACUCGGGCGGUGGCAACUACUCGCAGAUGUCCGAUCCGGUGUAUGGGCAAGAUUACUCCGAUAAUACGAUGGGCUCGGGCGGUAAUAUGAGCGGCGGCUGGAAUGACCGUUCCAAUGGCGGUUACGGCAACGGUGGCAACGGGUACAACAGUGGCUCCAACAACAUGGGACAGAUGUACUCGCCGGGAAACAAUGGCAAUACGGGGUCGGGAAUGUCCAACAAUCUCGGCAACAUCGACAUCCUUCGUCUGCUGCAGGAUCAGCUAAUAGAGCGAGGUGGCGGCACCAACUACGGCUCGGGACGUAGCGGAAGCCCAUCCGGCGCGGGCAUGAACAGCGGUGGCGGCGGCGUUGGAGUCGGCGUGAGCAGCUACAACAGCGGGGGCGGCUACGGUUCCGGCACGGGCGGAAACUCGGGCGGUGGUGACAUGCAGUCCAUGAUGGGCAUGGACCGUGGUGGUGGCGUCGGCAAUGUGGCCUACCGCACGUCCGGCCCAAUGUCCAACAGCUACAGCAGCUACUCGUCCGGCAUGGGCGGCGGCAACAACUCCAGCAUGGGUUCGUACAACAACAGCAGCUACGGGUACGGCUCGGGCGGUGGCAGCGGCGGCGGUGGCAGCAGCGGCGGCGGCGGCGGCUACGGCUCCAUGAACAAUUACGCGAACAAUGACUUUGCGAGCGACGAGCCCAAUCUGUACUGUGUGCACAUGCGGGGCAUGCCGUUCAGCUGCGACGAGCAGGACAUGUACGACUUCUUCAUGCCGCUCCGACCGGUCAAGUGUGUGGUGCAGAUGAACAGCCGCAAGCGCCCGUCCGGCGAGGGCGACGCGUACUUCGAGACGAAGGAGGAAGCGAUCAAGGCGAUGCGCAAGGACAAGGAAAAGAUGGGCUCGCGGUACAUUGAGCUGUUUGCCGGCCAGCGUCAGUUCGGCAGCGGCGGUGGCGGCAUCGGCGGCGGCAGCCUCGGUGGUGGCAACUUGGGCGGCAUGGGCGGUGGCCAGUUCCCGAAGAAGUACUUUAACUGAUGAGACCGACGGUGGGACGAAGACGACGAUCGUCGAGGAGGCAGGAAGUCCGGUUUAAGAUGAGAUUCUUUACAUAUUCUUCACUUUCAUCCAUUCAUCAAUCGUGCGUGCGUGUGUGUGUAUGUGUGGAUUGGCUCCUCCAAUCGACGGCUCGCUUUUUUCUCUUCGCAAUGAGACGCUGGAGGUUCUAAUUACGGUUCCAUUCUAAACAUUAACCUACAACUCUAUACAUUUAUUGCUACAAUCCGUCUAUGUACCACCUUGUUUAUGUAUGUGUCUGUGUGUGUGUCUCUCUUCUCGCAAGGGAACAACCUGGCAAGAUGAUAUCGUUUAACUGUAGAAUGACAAAUCUUUUACACUUUCUGUUUUAAUUCACUGACCUGGGGCGCGCGCGCGCACCUGUGUUGGGUUAGCAGCUUGUUCUGUUUCGCUCUGUAGUCACCUUGUGUUUUGCUAGUAUCGAAUAAUGAGAGCAGGAAAUAAAACCAAUCGACUACUGAUACUUCUAUUCAACUCAAGUGUCUCUCGCCACAGGCGCCCCAGUGCUUGGGAGGAGCAGCUUUGAGGGUUGAGUGUUUCAUGCCACUUAAAAUCAUUUCUAUUGCGCGUGUGUGUAUGAGCCAGCCACGCGCCAAAUAGUUGCUGUAAGAGUCUAACCCCCUGGACGUUGUUGGUGUGUGGUAGUGGUGGUGGUGGUGGUAGUAUUGGUAAAGAUGUUAAUACUUCUGCAUGUGUCGCGAAAGUUGAAGAAAAACUAGAUGGCGAAUGGAUAAUGUAAUAGCUAUUAAGGAAAAAAACACUUUAAUGAGGUAGGAUCGCGCAGCAAGAGAAGAGGACUCGACUCAAUUUAUAUAUAUGGUAACACAGAGGAGCCGGCAGUAGCAGCAGCAUCUACAAAUCAACGGAAUCCGUAAAAAAACACACAAACACAUACGCUAAACGAGCACACAGAAAAGCAAACAUGAGGAGUUUUUAGUUCUGCUCCGUGGCUAUAGUGUAAUUCUUUAUUAUUUUUUUUAAUAUUAAUAAAAUCUACAAUUUACAAACCACAA
This is a messenger RNA of Anopheles gambiae (African malaria mosquito), 3029 nucleotides long. RefSeq names its product heterogeneous nuclear ribonucleoprotein F (gene glo). Gene Ontology annotation, cellular component: nucleoplasm; ribonucleoprotein complex. Gene Ontology annotation, biological process: regulation of RNA splicing. Bases 208 to 1977 code for a protein of 589 amino acids. Gene Ontology annotation, molecular function: RNA binding. NCBI's taxonomy places the organism in Eukaryota, Metazoa, Arthropoda, Insecta, Diptera, Culicidae. The record is from RefSeq and is a predicted model, not a curated record. The transcript is spliced from 6 exons.